UUUUUUUUUUUAUUGCACGCACCACAGCGAAGUCUGUGCGGAAUCCUAAACCAGCCAAUUUACAUCCAUUCAUGAAUCUGUGACGUCAGCAAGCCUGUGGGCUCCUUUGCAGUGGGCUGGAGGAUUGUGUAGCUGGAAUCCCCCUCGCCCUUAUUUUUGCAAUUUUGCAAGGCUUUUAAAAUUAGCCUUCUACCUUUCUAAAGCAAGAAAACGGGACAGCAUGUGUAGGAAUCCUUCGUUGUUGUUUUGGAGCCCUCUCUUACAUCAGAACUGUGUUCUGUCCCUCCUCUGAGUGUCAUCUCAGGACCCUGGCCACACCCAUGGCACGAUGGCCAGCCCUCAGGAGCGCCUGAGCUGCUCCUCUUCUCCAUACCAAUCCUCGAGUGAGCAGAAAAGCCUCAGCGGACUACAAGAUGAACUCACAGCCAUGGGAAACCACCCUUCGCCCAGGCUGCCAGAGGACCAGCAGGAGAAAGGGGUGGUGCAGACAGAGCUGCUGGACAGCAUAAACAGCCCCAUCACUGCAACAGUAUUGACCAGCGUAAGCGAGGAUUCCAGGGACCAAUUUGAGAACAGUGUUCUUCAGCUAAGGGAACAAGAUGAACCAGAGGUGGCUAUGUCUCAGGGGAACGGCCAUGCCGUGGACGGAGAGAGCACAGGCGGAACCGAAGAUGUCAAGAUUCAGUUUAGCCGGUCAGGCAGUGGCAGCGGUGGGUUUCUUGAAGGACUGUUUGGAUGCUUGAGGCCUGUGUGGAAUAUCAUCGGGAAGGCAUAUUCCACUGAUUACAAACUACAACAGCAAGAUACUUGGGAAGUGCCCUUCGAGGAGAUCUCAGAGCUACAGUGGCUGGGUAGUGGAGCCCAAGGAGCUGUCUUCUUGGGCAAGUUUCGAGCAGAGGAGGUGGCCAUCAAGAAAGUGAGAGAACAGAAUGAGACGGAUAUCAAGCAUUUGAGGAAGUUGAAGCACCCUAACAUCAUCGCAUUCAAGGGUGUUUGUACUCAGGCCCCGUGUUAUUGUAUCAUCAUGGAAUACUGUGCUCAUGGCCAACUCUAUGAGGUUUUGCGCGCUGGCAGGAAGAUCACCCCUCGAUUGCUAGUAGACUGGUCCACAGGAAUCGCAAGUGGAAUGAAUUAUUUGCAUCUCCAUAAAAUUAUUCACCGUGAUCUCAAAUCGCCAAAUGUCUUAGUGACUCACACAGAUGCAGUAAAAAUUUCAGAUUUUGGUACAUCCAAGGAACUCAGUGAUAAAAGCACCAAGAUGUCCUUUGCUGGCACCGUUGCUUGGAUGGCGCCAGAGGUGAUACGGAAUGAGCCUGUCUCAGAGAAGGUUGACAUAUGGUCUUUUGGAGUGGUGCUUUGGGAGCUGCUAACAGGAGAGAUCCCUUACAAAGAUGUUGAUUCUUCAGCCAUCAUUUGGGGUGUUGGAAGCAACAGCCUGCACCUUCCAGUUCCUUCCACCUGCCCUGAUGGUUUCAAAAUCCUUAUGAAACAGACGUGGCAAAGUAAACCUCGCAACCGACCUUCUUUUCGGCAGACACUCAUGCAUUUAGACAUUGCAUCUGCAGAUGUACUUGCCACCCCACAGGAAACUUACUUCAAAUCUCAGGCUGAAUGGAGAGAAGAAGUGAAAAAACACUUUGAAAAGAUCAAAAGUGAAGGAACAUGCAUACAUCGAUUGGAUGAAGAACUGAUUCGAAGGCGCAGGGAAGAGCUCAGGCAUGCUCUGGACAUCCGUGAGCACUAUGAGAGGAAGCUGGAGCGGGCCAAUAACCUCUACAUGGAGCUGAGUGCCAUCAUGCUGCAGCUGGAGAUGCGGGAGAAGGAGCUCAUCAAGCGUGAGCAGGCAGUGGAAAAGAAGUAUCCUGGGACCUACAAACGACACCCCGUGCGCCCCAUCAUCCACCCCAAUGCCAUGGAGAAGCUCAUGAAGAGGAAAGGUGUGCCUCACAAGCCUGGCAUGCAGACCAAACGGCCAGAUCUGCUGCGAUCUGAAGGUAUCCCCAGUGCUGAAGUAGCUCCUACUGCAUCGCCCUUAUCUGGGAGUCCCAAAAUGUCCACCUCAAGCAGCAAGAGCCGAUAUCGGAGCAAACCACGGCACCGCCGGGGAAACAGCCGAGGCAGCCACAGUGACUUCGCAGGCAUCCUGAAAAACCAGCCAGCCCAGGAAAACUGCCCCCAUCCCACCUCCCUGCCGCAAGAUGGGUCCCAGCAGCACUCUGUCCAUCCCCACCCCCCUCUGCAGCAGCAAUACCAGCAACCCCUUCCUGCUUUGUCUCAGAGUUCCCACCCCAGGCUCAAUAUGCACGGACAGGACAUUGCAGCCUGUGCCAACAACCUGAGGUAUUUCGGCCCAGCAGCAGCCCUGCGCAGCCCACUCAGCAACCAUGCUCAAAGGCAGCUGCCUGGCUCCAGCCCUGACCUCAUCUCCACCGCCGUGGCAGCAGAUUGUCGGAGAAGUUCUGAGCCUAGCUGUUGGCAGGCUGACCCUUAUGACCCUUGCCUCCAGUGCCGGCCUGAACAGUGUGCGUCUUUAGACACACAUGCUGCUGAUCCCAUGGGGAGGAGUCCCAACCUUCCCAAGUCACCAGCACACAAUCCCCUCUCGGAAAAUGUCCAGGAUCCUGAGAAAAUGGAAGAAAAGGAAUUUGAUGGCUGUGGGUCAGCCUCAUCUCUUGGCACCCUUCAUCACAUGACCCCCCCAGUGCUACCUCGAAAAACAAGACCACUACAAAAGAGUGGGGAUGACUCCUCAGAAGAGGAAGGGGAAGUAGACAGUGAAGUUGAAUUUCCACGAAGACAGAGACCACACCGCUGCAUCAGCAGCUGCCAGUCUUAUUCGACCUUCAGCUCGGAGAACUUCUCAGUAUCUGACGGCGAGGAGGGGAACACCAGCGACCACUCCAACAGUGCCGAGGAGUUGGCACAAAGGCUGGAGAACCGCCUGGCCGAACAGCUAGAUGACCUGCUGUCCCAGACGCCCGAGAUCCCCAUCGACAUCUCCUCACACUCAGACGGCCUCUCAGACAAAGAGUGCGCUGUGCGCCGCGUCAAGACACAGAUGUCUCUGGGCAAACUGUGUGCCGAAGAGCGUGGCUAUGAGAACCCGAUGCAGUUUGAAGAUUCAGAGUGCGACUCUUCGGAUGGGGAGUGCUCCGACGCCACAGUGAGGACCAACAAACACUACAGCUCCGCCACUUGGUAAUGAAGGAAUCCCAACCCAAGGAAUUCGAGUCACAAGGAGCUGGACACUUGUGGCAUUCCACACCGUCCCCCCUGCUCCUGCCCAUCCCACACCCCUCCCAUGCUCUCCCCCACUGCCCCUCUGGAAAGGGAGCUACCCUGUCUCCUCCACCCCUUGAAACGAGCUGCAAUAACAGGAACAUGAGACUUCGCAAAUCUCUGAAGAAAACUACCCAAAUGAAAUUUAAGUCUCACUGAACAUUUCAAUCAAGAAUGGCAGGGAUCUAUUUUAUUGAAUAAUCUAGCUACUGUAACAUUGAUAUUUAUUUUUGUUUGACAUUUUAACACUUUAUACUGUAAAGAGUGAACUAUAUAUAAGAGAGACCCAGUAAUUUCUUGAAA
This is a messenger RNA of Ochotona curzoniae (black-lipped pika), 3582 nucleotides long. RefSeq names its product mitogen-activated protein kinase kinase kinase 13 (gene MAP3K13). Bases 329 to 3202 code for a protein of 957 amino acids. Gene Ontology annotation, biological process: JNK cascade; protein autophosphorylation. The transcript has 15 exons. Lineage: Eukaryota; Metazoa; Chordata; Mammalia; Lagomorpha; Ochotonidae. Gene Ontology annotation, molecular function: JUN kinase kinase kinase activity; ATP binding; protein homodimerization activity. The record is from RefSeq and is a predicted model, not a curated record.